AUGUCCAUCCCCGAGAUCACCAUCCACCCACCAUCUUCCACCCACCCCUCACUCUCGGAAGGCACAUUUGACAGAUCAUGGUUCAUGGGUAAAUGGGGUGUCGCGUGGAGUACAUUACCCAUGUGGAAGGGAAAGAAAGCUGGUGCAGAGAAUCACACAAAGUUCGAAGAUCUAGUCGAGUAUAGGAAGGAGUCUGCAGCGGAGGGAAGUAAACCCAGUACAGUCAAGGGAGUCGAUACUCUCACAACCGGCGCCAACGCAGCUACGUUCGAUUGGAAAGGAUCUUCAUACUUGUUUUUCGUUCAUUCACAUUGGGAAGUACUAGGGUUUGGUAAAGAUGAAAUCAAUGGAUUGGAAUGGGCAGUCACAUUCUUCUCCAAAACACUCUUCACUCCAGCAGGAAUCGAUAUCUACCUCCGAUCAUCAUCCUCUUACCCUUCACAAGACUCGCAAGAUACUGCCAUCCGAUCUGAUCUACUGAAGAAAAUCGUCAGCGCUGUGAGUGAGAUCAGUGAAGGGGGUGUCAGUGAAUUGGCACGAAGCGGAUUCGAAAUUCCAGGAAUCGUCUAA
Kwoniella botswanensis is the source of this 570-nucleotide messenger RNA. RefSeq lists its product as uncharacterized. The coding region runs from base 1 to 570 and encodes 189 amino acids. NCBI's taxonomy places the organism in Eukaryota, Fungi, Basidiomycota, Tremellomycetes, Tremellales, Cryptococcaceae. The record is from RefSeq and is a predicted model, not a curated record. The transcript has 6 exons.